Messenger RNA from Boeremia exigua, 1596 nucleotides. Its product is annotated as L-galactonate dehydratase. The record is from RefSeq and is a predicted model, not a curated record. Lineage: Eukaryota; Fungi; Ascomycota; Dothideomycetes; Pleosporales; Didymellaceae. Gene Ontology annotation, molecular function: hydro-lyase activity; magnesium ion binding. Gene Ontology annotation, biological process: amino acid catabolic process; carbohydrate catabolic process. Bases 138 to 1538 code for a protein of 466 amino acids. The transcript is spliced from 2 exons.
GGGUUUCAACUUUUGAAUGUGGAACUCAUGUACCUCGUUCGCACCAGAAAGUAUUGCAAUGGAACGCUUGCAGUUCUUAAAAGGAAGCAUGGCCUGUCCCGAAGUCGCGACAAACUUUUCGCGCACCAGCAACCGCGAUGCCGUACACGUUCCAAUCGAAUCCAUUGUCGAAUGAUCCUGUGAUUACUGGAUUCAGAACUCGAGAUGUUCGUUUCCCAACAUCACUGGAUCAGACUGGUUCUGAUGCGAUGAACGAUGUCGGCGACUACAGCGCGGCAUUCUGCAUUCUGGAAACAGACAGCUCUCAUACUGGCCAUGGUAUGACUUUCACGAUCGGGAGGGGCAAUGACUUGGUCGUACAUGCGAUACCCUACUUUGCCUCCGCUCUGGUCGGUCGGACAUUGACAUCUGUGGUCAGCAACUUCGCAGCCACGUGGAAAGCCUUGACACGCGAUUGUCAGGUGCGCUGGGUGGGUCCUGAGAAGGGUGUUACUCAUCUAGCGUUGGGCAGUGUCAUCAAUGCAAUCUGGGAUCUAUGGGCCAAGUGCGCAAACAAACCCGUCUGGAACUUGGUCGCAGAUUUCACCCCAGAAGAAUUUGUGCGAUGUGUGCCUUUUGACUACAUUGAGGAUGCUAUCACACCCGAAGAAGCAGUUGCCCUGUUGACACGGGUCAGCGGGGAAGGGAAGGAACGGCGGAUGCAAGCUGCACACGACAAUCAAGCAGUACCGAUAUACACUACGAGCGCUGGCUGGCUUGGAUAUUCGGAUGAGAAGAUGUGUCAGCUACUUAAGUCAAACCAGGAAGCAGGCGUGAAGCACUUCAAAUUCAAAGUCGGCCGAGACCUGCAAGAAGAUCGCAAGAGACUCAAGCUUGCAAGGGACAUCCUGGGCUACGACGACACGACGAAGUUCAUGAUCGAUGCGAACCAAGUUUGGUCGGUACCACAGGCCAUUUCUUACGUUCAGCAGCUUGCUGAAUUCCAACCUUGGUUCAUCGAAGAACCCACAAGUCCAGAUGACAUACUUGGACAUGCUACCAUUCGACGUAAUCUAAAACAACUUGGGGUAGGCGUUGCCACUGGCGAGAUGUGUCAAAAUCGAAUAGUCUUCAAGCAACUGCUGCAAGCCGAAGCCAUCGACAUAUGCCAAGUCGACGCAUGUCGCAUGGGAGGGUUGAAUGAAGUCCUGGCCGUACUCCUGAUGGCUGCGAAAUUUGGUGUGCAGGUGGUUCCCCAUUCAGGUGGAGUUGGGCUACCGGAGCUCACGCAACACCUGAGUCUAAUUGACUAUUUGUGCGUCAGUGGCAAAGCGAGCCUUUUGGAGUACGUUGAUCACUUGCACGAUCACUUCCAGUCCCCAAGCUUAACUCAAGGCGGGUAUCUGGUCAGCCCGAAGGAACCAGGCUACAGUGUGGAGAUGCAUGACGGGAGCAUGGAUAAAUAUACAUUCCCAGCACUUGACGAAAAGGGCUGGUGGGCUAGCGAAGACGCUCGUCAAGUUCUGGAAAGGCCAGCGAUCCGACUUCCAGUCAGUUAGAGCUAGCUCUAGUGAUUAUCUACUGCUAAGUUUGGUGCUUGGCUAUAAUUUGGAAGCC